AUGAUCCUGCUACAGUUCCGUGUCUGCGUCAUCCUGGCCCUGGCCUCCAGCGCCCUUGCUCAGUUCCACUUCAGUGAUUACAGCCUCGACCACGGUGUCGGCCUAACCAGCUACGGCGUUAGCCACGGAGCGGGUCAUUCCAGCCUAACCGGAUAUGGUUUCGGCCAAGGCAUUGCCUACGCACCAGCCGCCAGCUACGCUGUUACAGACCCGGCUGUCGCUGAUUCCGCCUACACCUACGAUGCUUAUCCAGCGCUGACUGCUGCUCAGGCUUACCCAGCUGUCAAUGCUUUCCACGCUGCACCAGCUGUCGCUAAUUACGCGGCGGCUCCAGUCGCCACUGUAGCCGCCGCACCUGCUUCUGCUCCAGCGCUCGCUAGCUACGCUUCCCCGGCUGUCAGUGCUGUCCACGCUGCGCCAGCUGUCGCUACUUACGCCGCGGCUCCCGUCGCCACUGUUGCCGCCGCUCCUGCCGUGUCCCGCUUCACCGCCUACCAGUCUGACCCAUUCAUUGCGGCUGCCCCAGCUGUAUCCCGCCUCAUUUAUCAGGCAUCUCCAGUCACAGCUGCCGCCCCUGCUCCCUUCCGCGCCUCCUACCAGUCUGCUCCAGCACUCGCUACCUACGCUUCCCCAGCUCUCAGUGCUGUCCACGCUGCGAGAGCUGUUGCUUCUUACGCCGCGGCUCCAGUCGUCACUACUGCCACCGCUCCUGCCGUCUCCCGCUUCCCCACCUACCAGUCGUACCCAUUCAUUGCGGCGACCCCAGGUGUUUCCCGCGUCAUUUACCAGGCUGCACCAGUCACAGCUGCCUUUCCUGCUGCAUUCCGCGCCACGUACCAGACUGCUCCAGCGUUCGCUACCUACGCUGCCCCAUCUGUGACCAAGGUCAUUCAGUCUGCCCCGGCCGUUGGUGCCCCAGCAGUCUCCCGUGUCACCUUCCAUGCCGCCCCAACCGUGCUCAAGGACCAGCAGAACAGCCAAGUUACCACUGCCAAAGCUGUUGCGAGCGUGGCUGCUGGCCCAGCCGUGUCCCGCGUCACCACCUUCCAGUCUGCUCCCGCAGUGUCUACAUACGGAGGCCAAGCAGUCACCAAGGUGUUGCAUUCUGCCGCAGCUGCGGCUUCUGCACCAGCUGUGACCACCGUCACACACGCUGCUCCAGUCGUUGCUGCCUCGCACAACGCCCCAGUAUAUGGCUACGGCGUUGGAAACGUCAACCCCAGCGCUAGUCACCAUGGCCUCCACCCCGGCAUUGGUGUCUACGGCCAGAAUUCCCGCACCCACAAAAUGAUUCAACUCUUCAGAGGACCUGGCGCGUCGAAAAGGAUAUGA
Dermacentor andersoni is the source of this 1332-nucleotide messenger RNA. The record is from RefSeq and is a predicted model, not a curated record. NCBI's taxonomy places the organism in Eukaryota, Metazoa, Arthropoda, Arachnida, Ixodida, Ixodidae.